AUGGCUUCCCAUACUUUAAAAGUCAAAUAUAAUGACAGUAGUUACGAUAACAAUGAUGAUAAUAAUAUAAGAAAGAAAAAUAAAAAUUUUUUUUUUCCAAAAGAUAAAAACCAUAUUAAUAGAAAAAUUUCUAAAGAUAAAAAUUGUAAUCAUAUAAAUUUUUAUGAAGAAGAACCAUAUUUAGAUGACAAAAUUAAUGAUGUUGAUUAUAUAAUAUUAAUAAUUCAUGGAAUAGGGUCUAAUGAGGAUUUAAUUAUAAACCAAUGUGAGGAUCUUAAAAACAGUUUCAAAAUUGUAAAAAAAAUGUGGUUUUUUGAUUAUCCCUUCAAUAUACAUUUUCACAUAUUUAAUUGGAAAAAAUAUAUCAUUGAUGCUCAAAUUCACGUUUUUAACCGAAUAAAUAUAAAUACAAUGACUGAAACCAGAAAAAUAAUAAACCUUUCCGCGAGUGAUAUUAUAUGUUUUUUACACCCACGAUAUGGUGAUUAUAUAAUGCUAAAUCUAUAUAAUGAUAUUAACAAAGCUUUGGAAUCUUUAAAAAAUGAUGAACAUGGUAGAUUUAAACAUUCUAAGAUAUGUCUUUUGGGAUAUUCCUUAGGAAGUGCCAUGGCAUAUGAAAUAUUACAUAAUGUUAAGGUUCGAAUCAGUGAUAAUAAUUUGAAAUAUGAAUUAAAAAGUAAAAUUGAUUAUUUAUUUAUGCUUGGAAGCCCAUUAAGUGCAUUAUUAUCUUUGUAUAAACCAGAAUAUAUAAAUGAUGGUCUUAAAUUAAUUGAUGAUAUAAAAUUUUAUAACAUAUUCCAUGGUUUUGAUCCUGUUGCAUUUAGAAUCGAACCAUUAAUAUAUCCAAAAGUUAAUAAUAUUUCUGAUCCUAUUUUAAUAAAUUAUUGGAGAAACAAUGGGGCAAGAUAUUGGUUUGAAUGGGAUAAAAAUAUGCAAAAUGCCAAAAUAGCCAUUGUACAAAAUUUAAAUGAUAUUACAUCUGCUAUUACUAAUGGGUUCUAUAAAUUUUUAUGGAAAUCAGAACCAAAUACUGAAGAACAAGGCACACUAAAUAAAAAUCUUUGUUAUAAUAAAUGUGAAAGUAAAGAUAUAAAUAUGUUUCUAUUAAAAGUAAAGGAAAACCAAAGAAAAAUUGAAGGAAAUAAACAUAAAAAAAAAAAAAAAAAAAUUGAAGAUAAUUUGUCUAAAAAUCAAAAUGAUAAAAACAAUAUAUAUCAUGAAAUAAAAAAUUUUAAUCAAUAUGAAAAUAAUGAUUCGUGUUCGAAUAACACAUCUAGUUAUGUAGAUAGUACAAAAAGUAUUUAUGCAUCUCAAGAUUCAAAUAGUGAAAACUCAUUUUUUGAUCAUGAUUUUAGUGAUAUUUCAGAUAAUAUUCAAAGUAUAAAUAUAACAAAAUGGGACAUGAUUAAAAAAGAGCAUAUUGAUAAUGGUUACACUGAAAAUGAAAAUGAAACUAUCCAUUAUACUAACAAUGUAUUGGGCAUACAAGAAAAUCAUGAAAAUCAUAAAAAUAACAAUCCUGAUGAAAUCCAAACCAAGAUUAAUAAAAAUAAUACAUUACCAAUUAGAUAUGAUUAUCAAUUACAGGAAUUUAUAAUGGAACAUUAUAUUUAUCCAUUGGCUGUAGCUAAAUCUCAUUUUAAUUAUUUUAUAAUUAAGGAUAUAUCUUUUUUUAUAUUAAAAGAAUUAAUAGAUAAAGAAACUCCAAUAAGUUAUGAAGAAUAUUUAACAGAAAUAGAAAAAGAAUAUAAUAAUAAAUCUGCACAUGAAAAAGAUAAUACUAAAAAAGAGCAAUACCAACAAAUUUCUUUAAAAGCUUCUAAACUAUUAGAAGAAUUUCAUAAGUUUGAAAAAAAUAUGGAAAUAACAUCAGAUCCUUUCAACAUAAAAAAUUUCAAAAAUCUUAUUUGA
Molecule: messenger RNA, 1911 nt
Organism: Plasmodium berghei ANKA
Lineage: Eukaryota; Apicomplexa; Aconoidasida; Haemosporida; Plasmodiidae
Product: phospholipase DDHD1, putative
Exons: 3
Coding region: 1-1911 (636 amino acids)
Cellular component (GO): cytoplasm
Molecular function (GO): glycerophospholipase activity; metal ion binding
Source: RefSeq, a predicted model, not a curated record